CGUGUACAUUUCCCGUCAGCCCUGCAUGUACAUUCCCCGCCAUCCACGCGUCGCCACUCCAUUGUUCCAUGCCGUCUGUUUCUCGAUCGUCGUUUGCCCUGUCAAUGGUUUUCCGGCUGUCCUACUCCAAAUUUCUGCGCAUAUUCACUGUACGUUCCCCGUCUUUCCUGUGUAUUCCCCGUCUUUGCUACGUGUUUCCCGUCUUCCAUGCACGUUUCCCGUCUACCCUGCGCUCAUUCCACGCCCUCCAUUGUUCAAUAUCCGUUCCAUCACGUCGUUCCAUCCUUCGCAGGAAUGUGGGCAGGAAUACUUGUUAUUACGUGCCGCCGCGCGGGAUAGGGUGAUUUCGCAUGGGUGGCAGACACGACGUGUGUGCUGAAGAGAGAGUCGCGUGCUCAUUCGCGUGGCAUGCAACUGAUACUGCUGGUGGUGAGAGUCUGUCGAUGCAAU
Molecule: messenger RNA, 450 nt
Organism: Schizophyllum commune H4-8
Lineage: Eukaryota; Fungi; Basidiomycota; Agaricomycetes; Agaricales; Schizophyllaceae
Exons: 1
Coding region: 26-379 (117 amino acids)
Source: RefSeq, a predicted model, not a curated record